Molecule: messenger RNA, 3749 nt
Organism: Cavia porcellus (domestic guinea pig)
Lineage: Eukaryota; Metazoa; Chordata; Mammalia; Rodentia; Caviidae
Gene: Fkbp5
Product: FKBP prolyl isomerase 5
Exons: 12
Coding region: 275-1645 (456 amino acids)
Molecular function (GO): protein binding; peptidyl-prolyl cis-trans isomerase activity
Source: RefSeq, a predicted model, not a curated record
GGCUCGCGGGCCCUGCCAGUCUCUGGCGGAGGUGUCCGGCGCGCGGGCGGCCUGCUGGGCGGGCUGAGGGGAGAGCGGGGCGCGCGCAGGCGAGGCGAAGAGAGACGGAGCCGGCGAGCCACCGCGGCCACAGGGCCUCCUGCCUGCUAAGCAGCUGCUCUGCCGGUGAGCUGUUCCCAGCCCGUACGUCGCCUUCUAGACCAAAUAGAAUCAUCUCUUUUCUCCUUUUGAUGUGAAUAUAUUCUAGAUCAUGGUUUCCUACUUAUAAGAGACAAUGACUACUGAUCGAGGUGCCAAGAACAGUGGAGAAAGCCCAGCAGCCACUGUUGCUGAACAAGGAGAGGAUAUCACCCCCAAAAAGGACAGAGGGGUAUUAAAGAUUGUCAAGAGAGUGGGAAAUAGUGAGGAAACACCAAUGAUUGCUGACAAAGUUUACGUCCAUUACAAAGGAAAAUUGUCAAAUGGAAAGAAGUUUGAUUCCAGCCACGAUAGGAAUGAACCAUUUGUUUUUAGUCUUGGCAAAGGCCAGGUUAUCAAGGCAUGGGACAUCGGAGUAGCCACCAUGAAGAAAGGAGAGGUCUGCCAUCUGCUCUGCAAACCAGAAUAUGCCUACGGCUCGACUGGCAGCCUCCCAAAAAUCCCCGCGAAUGCAACUCUCUUCUUCGAGAUUGAGCUCCUUGAUUUCAAAGGAGAGGAUUUAUUUGAAGAUGGAGGCAUUGUCCGGAGAAUCAAGCGUAAAGGAGAGGGAUAUUCCAACCCGAAUGAGGGUGCAACAGUCAACAUCCACCUGGAAGGCCACUGUGGUGGAAGGAUGUUCGAUUGCAGAGAUGUGGCAUUCAUUGUUGGUGAAGGAGAAGACCACGACAUCCCCCUUGGAAUUGACAAAGCCCUGGAGAAAAUGCAGCGGGAAGAACAGUGUAUUUUAUUUCUUCGACCACAAUAUGGUUUUGGAGAGGCAGGGAAGCCUAAAUUUGGCAUUGAACCUAAUGCUGAGCUUAUGUACGAAGUUACACUUAAGAGCUUCGAAAAGGCCAAAGAAUCCUGGGAGAUGGACACCAAAGAAAAACUGGAGCAGGCUGCCAUUGUCAAAGAAAAGGGGACUGUGUACUUCAAGGGAGGCAAAUACAUGCAGGCGGUGAUCCAGUACGGGAAGAUAGUGUCCUGGCUGGAGAUGGAGUAUGGGUUAUCAGAGAAGGAGCUGAAAGCAUCUGAAUCGUUCCUGCUCGCUGCUUUUCUGAACCUGGCCAUGUGCUACCUGAAGCUUCGAGAAUACGCCAAAGCUGUGGAAUGCUGUGACAAGGCCCUCGGACUGGACAGUGCCAACGAGAAAGGCUUGUACAGGAGGGGCGAGGCCCAGCUGCUCAUGAAUGAGUUCGAGUCAGCCAAGGGCGACUUUGAGAAGGUCUUGGAAAUCAAUCCCCAGAAUAAAGCCGCCAGACUGCAGAUCUCCAUGUGCCAGAAAAAAGCCAAGGAGCACAACGAGCGGGACCGCAGGAUCUAUGCCAACAUGUUCAAGAAGUUCGCGGAGCAGGACGCAAAGGAAGAGGCCAGUAAAGCAAUGAGCAAGAAGACCUUAGAGGAGGCCCCCAGUGAAAAAGGGACAGAAAGUAAAAAGAUGGAAGGGGACCCUGAAGGCCACCUAUGACACCCCGCCAGGGAGGAAAGAGACUCCAAAGGACUCAGCCCCCCUCCUCAGGCGUCCACCCAACUCAGGACUCACAGUGUUGCGUGUCAAGUUUGUUAUAGUCUGUGUGAUUCUGGAAGCAGACAGCACAACCGGUAGCUUCCCAAAAACCACCACCCCGCUGCUGCCCGUGGGUCACUGAGGGGUGGCAUGGGACCACUCCAGGCAGAACAGAGCAGAGCAAGCAGGACGGGCUGCUGGCGCGGAGUGGCCGGCGGCUCCAGCCCAGCUCCUGUUUCAAUUCAUGCCAACUUUCAGUGUCCACUGCAGGGUCCCCUGAGAUAACCCUAACAGUUCAGCGCUGUUGGGCUCUAAUAGCGCUGCAGAAAGAAAUACUUACAGAAUUUCUCCUUUCCGACACGUGGGUGGUAGGGGAGGAGGCGAGGGUCCGUCUUGCAAUGGCUAAAGUGCUAUGAACGCAGCUUGCUGCGUUUGUAACCAACAGAACCCACAGCAGAGGGGUGGGGAUCCGGGCCCUUUGCUCCACAGCAGCGUCGCAGACUUGAAAGCCAGAGCCGCAGAGGCCGCUUGCUUGCUGACUUGGCUGCUUCCCGACUCCCCUCAGCCAGCCUCCUUGUGAGCCUGUGCCUUGGGGAGUCCUGCUGUCAUUCCUAGAGCACCCCUCAGGAAGGUAGUGCGCGGGUGGAGGUUCAGGGUCAGCUUUCCUUGCUUAGAGGAAACCAAGCUGCUGAAAGGUGGGCAGAGCAGUCCGAAGCGUGCUCCUCGCUAUUUUAGGAUGUGAUGAUAGUGCCCUGCACUUCCUGCCCAUGCUGCUGCUGUCCAGCUUGUGUCCACCCAAAGCCUUGCUAUUAAGAAUUUAAAACUUGUUCUUAGCGUGUCCCUGACUGGAGCUGACUUACUGACAUGUCCGGUCAGGGACCAUGCGGCUUUCCUGUCUUCCUCCUCCUCCUCCUCCUCUUUCUUGUUUUUUAAUCACUGGCUCAUAAACGUCUGUAUUGGUUUAUGGGACUGACACUCCUCUGUCGUACAAAAUCAUUUUCACUUUGGACGGCUCAGUAGCUUAAUUUUUUUUAAAGUCUUCGGGUUGGAAACUUAAGUGUUUGCUCCUGUGCCUGAAGGGUUACCUGCAGGUUUGACGGCCGGGCGCGCUAUGCUGCCAGCUUCCCUGUCCUGGCUGAGUUGUGAGAGAUGAAACAGCUUCCUGUGCCGGUACAGCGAACCUGAAUCUCCUGUCCUUGGGCACUGGGUCAGAGCCGGUCCCAGGACACACAUGUGCUGUAGCCAAGUGUCAGUCCUUGGGGACUAAAGGAGAUGCUCCCGGGAAGCAUGGGGCAGCCCUGGGGACUGUUCGCCCACACCUAGGACAUCUCACUUUCUUAACCUACAGAACACUGGCAGUUAUUUUAGAUCUGUUUUAUUCUCAUGGUGGUUUUAAGAAAACAUUUUUAUUUCUAAGUUAGGACCUUAAAAUUAAAAAUCAAGUCAUUUCCUUAUAUCCCAGCCUUCUCUGUGGAACAAAUGCAAUUAAAUUGUGAGAUUUUGCCUUUAAAAGUAGCUAAAACUCUCUAAUUUCUCAUUAACACUUUUGUCUUUCAUGCAAUAUUUCUUUAUAAAGCCCGAGUCUUGCCUAGGAAAUAUGAAAAGCAAAGUGAUUUUGCUUAUAUGCUUAAUUAACAUUUAGUAUUUUUAGCUCUGUUGACUAGAGCAUGAUUCCCAUGAGGCCACUGACAUUUGAGCCUAAAAAGGUUGGUUAGCCUUUUGCAGGUAACAAAUGGGAAACUAUUCCAGAGCUCCCCUGACCUCCACCAGGUGUGUCCUCAGUGUGUGUCACGGGCCCUGAUGGGAACUGGCUAGCGUGUUUGGGGAAGGGAAGGGUGCGUGUCCAUGCAGUAACCACAGGGUACCCGUCACCACUCAAGAGGAGAAGCUCCUCAUACCCUUGUAUCAAAUUCAGACCUUAAAUGGGUCCAGAAAUCAGAAGAUGUCUUCAGAGUAUGUUUUAGAUUGCAUAUGGAGUGGAGUCUGUAUGAUAAAUUUAAAAAUUGGUUUAAAAGAUCAUUUAGAUGCACUUAUGCAUUCCUUCAAUAAAUUUUUAAAAGCUGUU